CUUUUAUUUUUUUUACUUGAAACUCUGGAAAUCAAAUAAUUUGCAGACUCUUGUGAACACUGAAGGCUGGAUUGAUCCCCUUGUUGAUGGAAAUGCCACAAAAUCCGAGGGGAGAAAACACCUUUAUUUCAACCCAGUCAUUUGUCUUUUCCAGCGUACCCACUCCAGUUGAGAAUGGAUUUGACAUCGACUCUCUGGGCACCAAAGAGUUAUGCCACACACCCUUGAGCAAUGGCACUGUACUUUCAAAUGCUAACAGUCCUUUAGAUUCCUGCACACAGCCCCUCUGCAAUGCCACAUCUGGCAAAUCCAGCCCCUGUAGUGAAGAAGUCAAAUAUGUGUCUGCAGAGGGAGAAAACAUUGCCUGUGGCUGGGGGGCUUUCACUCCUGAUUGUUUACAGUUUUUUAAUACACCCAAAGGAAUACUCUUUUUCCUCUGCAUGGCCUCCUUUCUUCAGGGGAUGACAGUGAACGGUUUCAUCAAUACCGUCAUCACCUCCAUCGAACGACGAUAUGAUCUCCACAGUUAUCAGAGCGGGCUUAUUGCCAGUUCGUAUGACAUAGCAGCUUGUGUCUGUCUGACCUUUGUCAGCUACUUUGGAGGCACUGGACACAAACCUAGGUGGCUUGGGUGGGGGGUGUUGGUAAUGGGGCUUGGCUCCCUUGUCUUUGCUUUGCCUCAGUUUACCACUGGUCAUUAUGAAGUGAACUUCUCAGAAGAGUUUGGAACAUGUGGCUCAAAUCAAAAUACAUCCUGUACAGAAAGGACCUCAAGCCUCUCCAACUACAGGUUUGUCUUCAUGCUUGGGCAGUUCCUUCAUGGGAUUGGUGCAACACCACUGUACACUCUGGGAGUGACCUAUCUCGAUGAAAAUGUCAAGUCAAACUACUCUCCAGUCUAUAUUGCAAUUUUCUAUACAGCUGCAAUUCUUGGCCCUGCAGCAGGUUACCUGAUUGGAGGAGCGCUGCUGAACAUUUACACUGAAAUUGGCAAACCGACUGAACUAACUACAGAAAACCCUUUGUGGGUUGGGGCCUGGUGGAUUGGGUUCCUGGGUGCUGGAGCAUCUGCCUUCCUCAUUUCCAUCCCCAUCCUUGGCUACCCUCGUCAAUUGCCAGGAUCUCAGCGAUAUGUGGUAAUGAGGGUGUCUGAAACUCAUCAGUUAAAAGAUGGGAGCCAUAAGACGGCAUCUGAUCCAGACUUUGGGAAAACAGUCAAAGAUCUGCCUCUCUCAAUCUGGCUGCUGCUGCAGAACCCUACAUUCAUCCUGCUCUGCUUAGCUGGGGCAACGGAGGCCACCCUCAUUGCUGGCAUGUCGACUUUUGGACCCAAGUUCCUCGAAUCACAGUUCAGUAUAAGUGCUUCUGAAGCUGCUACCUUAUUCGGCUACCUGGUGGUGCCAGCAGGGGGAGGAGGUACAUUCCUCGGUGGAUUCUUCGUGAAUAAAUUUAAGCUCCGCUGCUCAGGGAUUAUCAAGUUCUGCCUCUUUUGCACAUUGAUAAGCCUGUUAGCCAUCUGCAUAUUUUUCGUGUACUGUCCGAACAUGCCUGUGGCUGGCGUGACUCUUAAGUAUAAUGGGAGCAUGUUGCCAGAAGGCAGUCUACAGCUGUUGGCUUCUUGCAAUGAGAAAUGUGGGUGUCUGAGGGAGAUCUACAGUCCAGUGUGUGGUACAGACAACGUGAUGUACUACUCUCCCUGCCAUGCUGGGUGCUCCACAGUGUCCACAAUUCCAGAAGGAGGCAAGAAGGUUUACCGUGACUGUAGCUGUAUUCCUCAGCAUUUCCCUUCUCGUUUGGGUCAUGCUACAGCAGGGAAAUGCACUUCAUCUUGUCAGAGAAAGUCCCUUCUUCUGGUUUUCGUAUUCGUUGUAAUUUUAUUUACAUUCCUAAGCAGCAUUCCUGCUUUAACUGCAACUUUACGGUGUGUCUCUGACCGGCAGAGAUCCUUUGCACUAGGAAUUCAAUGGAUUGUAGUACGCACUCUAGGUGGAAUUCCAGGCCCAAUUGCCUUUGGCUGGGUGAUUGAUAAAGCUUGCUUACUCUGGCAGGACCAAUGUGGAGAUCAGGGAUCCUGCUAUAUUUAUCAGAACUCUGCCAUGAGCCACUACACCCUCAUUGCUGGAAUUGUUUACAAGGUGCUUGGGAUCAUUUUCUUUGGCUCAGCCUAUUUGCUGUAUAAGCCACCAAGAGGCUCCCCAGACUCCCCAGCAGCAUCUCCUCCCAGCAGUUCAAGUGCUUCUGAAAACACCACUGACCUCCAAGAGCAUGGCUCUGUCCUACAAACCCAGAACAGCGUUUAAACGUCACACUGUGUCUGUCCAUAUCAGCCUCAUUUCCCCAUGGAUUGCUGAAAUUCCCAUUUAAUUUCAUCACUUACAUCUGUACCCAGUCGCUUGAGUUUUUCUCAGAAGGGCUAACUAAGCACUUAUUUGUUCUUCUUAACAGAACCGAUAUAUUCCAAUCCAUCUUUACCCUUUAAAAAGCACAUAUUGAACUCUCAUGUUUGAGAGUAACAGAAAGACUUUGUAUUAUUGAGACAAACUGAUGGGUUAAGUUUUGAUUUCCUCAGUGAAGAAAAGUAAACUUGUUCUAGUCACAUGUAAACAUGAAGGGAGAAAGAAGGGAAGAAUGAGGCCAGGCCUGGACAUAGGAAAAAAGCAUGGAGUUCCUCUGUUCUAACGCUGCCUCGUCAUAAGAAAAGGUAGUAGUGGGAAGAAGAGAUUAAACAGAGGAGACAGACAGGAAACAACCUCCUAGACUUCACAGGAAGGCAGGAGGGGCCUGUCUGAAUCCACCACCACCAUCACCAUGCGCAACUUCAGAGUUCUAUUCAGUUUGUGUCAUAGAUGGAUUCCUAUUUGACCUUGGGAGCUGAAGGCUCAGCCAAGUCAGCACAAGGAAUGUCAGACCCGACCUUGUUCUUCCUUAUGUUCUGUCACUGCCAAAGCCUCUGAUCUUGUACCCUUUCCUAAGGUCCUUUGGUUCCUCAACUGUGGUUUCUAUUUUGGUGUACUUUCAUUUAAACAGGUGGUCUUGGAAGACAUCUAAAGAUCCACUUGAAUGCUUUGAAAGCUUUUUUUUUAAAUAGAGACAAAAAAAGGAUCUAUGCAAUUUUAGAUUAGCUUUUAAAAAAUAUCAAAUGACUGAGUUUGUUUGAGAGUAUGUGUGAAUUUUGGAAUUUGCUCUUAGAGUAUUUUUUUUAGAGGGGCACAAUUAGUUUGGUAGUUUCCUCAUAGGCUCCCUGAUAUGUAGGCUUUUAAAAAAAUUGUGCUGUAUUUUUUAUUGAAUCUUGUUGGUGAAUGUAUAAAAUUAUUAUUCUUUCUUGGAGAAAACUACUGAUGAGCUGUCUAGUAAGAAGAUAAAGCCAACCCUGCCCCACCCCCUCAGACUUGCACACAAGCACAAUUUAUAUUUAUUUAUGAAGAUAUUGCCCAACAUGACUUCAAUCCUAAGUGUGACAAAGGAAAUUUUUCUAUCUACAAAUAGACCCUCUGGAGGCCCUUUUAAAAAUCAGUUCAUUGAAUCAAGUAAGGUCCAUCAUGGCCUCGGUCAUGUUAAUAGAUUUCCUGCCCUUUGAUUUUAUGUGUAUGUGUUCAGGCAAAGAAAGGCGUAAAAGCAGUUAAACUACAGUACCAUAAAAAUGGUUUUCCUUUGUGUAUACCUUUUUGCUUUUUGCUGACCAUUACAAUGUAGAAGAACUGCUCUGUAACCACAUUGCCUCCACUCAGGCACUCACUGGGGCUUUCCUUGACCGUUUGAAGUCUGCAGUGAUUGCUUGACUUGGACCUUUGGGGAGGAGCUUUUGAGAAGGGGGCCAUUCACAUAGAUAAAAUGCGACAUGGUUUAAGUAAAUAUUUAUGAUGCUGCAGCUUUUAGGCCUGACAACUAGUGUGUAGAAAGUGUGAUUAAACUGGAUACUCAGAUGUGAAGCUCAUGGUAUGUGCUGGUAUGAAAUCAGGAGCUUUAAACUUCAUUAAAAGUUUGUGUGCAUUUACCAUGUCCGAGGUAAAAUUGUAUAUAUGUACAUGUACUAUAUUUUUAAUAUUUAAAAGAUUUCCAUGCCCUCCAUAACAAAGUCCUAUAUUUCUAUGAAUUCAGAAUUGACUAGUUUUUUUUUAACAAGGUCUUUGUAUAUACUUUAUUAGCUCUAAACUUGGUUAAAGGGCAAAGAGCACUUCUGACCUCAUGGGCAACUCAGCUGAAAUGCCAAGUGCCAUCCUAGGUCCUUUUUGUUUUCCUGUGUUCCCUGAAUGAUGUUUUGCUUGCCUGAGGUCCAUUGAGUCCCUGGGACGUGAGGCCUUUAAGAUCAAGGGCAAAUGUGCUCCUACUCACAGCACAAAUACUUCCUGCUGGAUUAGGACCAGGCAGCAUAAUUGAAUGAAGUUACUAUGCUUGGGAAAGCCUGAACAAAAGUCGGCCGCUCCCCUUCCUGGUAGCACUGGUGUUGGAGCUGUGUGUGGCUCUGUGUAUGUGUAUGUGUGUGUAUGUAUGUAUGUAUGUAUGUUUGGGGAGAAAUAGACAAGCUAUCUCCUCACUUCCAGCUUUUAAGGUAGUGUUGUAUCAGUGUAGCCUAAAUCUAAUAUGAAGGUGGGUGACAAGGAGGUUAGAUUUAUUGACCCAUUCCUAGGGUUCAGCCUGCCAUUCCUCAGGAGCCCUGUACACUGGAUCAUGUGAUUCUUAUUUAUGGAGGUAUGGUUUUAUGGAGAAGAAAUCCUCGUGUUUGGGGCUGAGAUUUUUUCAGACCGUCAUUAAGAUGCUGAGCUUUGAUACCUGUGAGAACAAAAAUAUAAAGGGGGGAAACAAAACCUAAAACUCCUACAAGAAAAGGCUUUGUCCUAAAGGGACACUUCUGUUGAGCAGCCCUAGCUUCUGAUUGGCUUUCUACUCUUUGAUGUCCUGACCUGAAUUCUUGGAGGAGAAAUGAUCCUUUGGAAUUAGACUGAUGGGCCUGGGAUAGGGAGAGGGAGGAAGGAAGAGGAGUGUUGACUCCAAGUUCAUUAUAAACUUUUGAACCUGAAACAAAGCCAUAGGAAUGACAGAAGUCCAGGAGCUUUGCAGAGAUCAGGACAUUGUAGUUCCCCUUGACCAUUUGUACAAGAUUGAGAGAUGGAAAAAUAAAGUGGAUGCUUUAAUGCACAAAUAUAAAUAAGUUGAGGAAAUGUGAAUUUGUAAUAUUUAUCCUGGAGGGCCAACCCAACUGUCUUGGUUAACCCAAUUGCCUGGCAGUCAGAUUAUGAAAGUUCAUUUUUUUAAAACAAGCACAAUUUUAAAAUAUUGUUCUAUAGAGAAAGUGGAAGCUUGUGGUAAAUCACAGAGCAGAAAACAGCAGCAUGUAAAGAAUUGUAUCCAUGGCUUCUCCAUAUAAAGGACUGGUGGUGUUCACUGACCCAUAACAAUGAACUUGUCAUCCUGAGGCUGGUUUAACCAGGCUCUAUAACUCUCAUUUCUUUCUCCGUGGCAGCCAGAUAACAUGCUGACCUGAUUUUCAUGCCCUCUCAGUUCCUGGAUGGGGACCAUGAACCGGGGUCAAGGCUGCGUGUAUGAAAAGUAUUAAAGCCAAUGGGAGGUCAAAAUGUCUUUGUGUGGUAAUGUAUUGUCCA
Trichosurus vulpecula (common brushtail) is the source of this 5600-nucleotide messenger RNA. RefSeq names its product solute carrier organic anion transporter family member 4A1 (gene SLCO4A1). The coding region runs from base 87 to 2300 and encodes 737 amino acids. The transcript has 11 exons. Gene Ontology annotation, cellular component: membrane. Gene Ontology annotation, molecular function: protein binding. Lineage: Eukaryota; Metazoa; Chordata; Mammalia; Diprotodontia; Phalangeridae. Gene Ontology annotation, biological process: transmembrane transport; sodium-independent organic anion transport. The record is from RefSeq and is a predicted model, not a curated record.